Messenger RNA from Daphnia carinata, 1461 nucleotides. RefSeq names its product nuclear receptor subfamily 2 group E member 1-like. NCBI's taxonomy places the organism in Eukaryota, Metazoa, Arthropoda, Branchiopoda, Diplostraca, Daphniidae. The record is from RefSeq and is a predicted model, not a curated record. Gene Ontology annotation, molecular function: zinc ion binding; nuclear receptor activity; RNA polymerase II cis-regulatory region sequence-specific DNA binding. The transcript is spliced from 8 exons. Gene Ontology annotation, biological process: anatomical structure development; regulation of transcription by RNA polymerase II; cell differentiation. Bases 51 to 1376 code for a protein of 441 amino acids.
CGCUUUCAUCAGAACGCUUCCGAACAUCAUUCUCGAUUAAGAGGUUGGGAAUGGAUCGGAUGAUGGGCCCUCGCAAUAAAAUGGAAGCUCUCUGUCUUGUGUGUGGGGAUAAAGCAUCGGGACGACAUUACGGCGUGUCUUCGUGCGACGGAUGCAGAGGCUUCUUCAAGCGAAGCAUUCGCAGGAAUUUGGACUACCUGUGCAAAGAAUCGAACCAAUGUGUCGUCGAUGUUAGCCGUCGCAAUCAGUGCCAGGCGUGCCGCUUUCGCCGCUGCCUCGAAGUCAAAAUGAAACGAGAUGCCGUUCAACACGAACGAGCUCCCCGUGGCGCCCUCAAGAGAUCCUUUCAGCCAGAGACCGACACGAUACAAACGCACGUCACGCCGAUGAUGUCGUUAAACCAUCCGCCACCGUUAACAUCGCUAAACGCUGCCUAUCCGUUCUAUGCUGGAAAUUUGGCAUUUCCUUGGCGUCCAGUUCUCGGCCUACACCACGUCCCGAGCCAUUUCGCACUGAACUUCCUGGCGCCUCCACCGCUACCUCUGGCGUCCGAUGGUCAGCCUCUUACCAAUCGAGUCAAAGAAGAUGAAGUCAGCAGUUCAGCGGCUGAAGAACAAUCGGUUUACAAACGGAGCGAUUUGCCGGCUGCUAGUUAUAAGACGUCCAUUGCUACAAGGACGUCACCGGUUGCCGUGGCAACAGACCCAGUCAAUCAGUUGAACACGUCACAGUAUUACCUGACAACUCGAGAUGCUAAUAACGAUGACGUUAAUGAAGCUGCUUCCCGUCUACUCUUCCUGGCAGUUCGAUGGGCACGAUCCAUCCCCUCCUUUUCUCAUCUGUCUUACCGGGACCAAUGUCUUUUGCUAGAGGAAGCCUGGUGUGAACUGUUCAUUUUAACGGUAGCUCAAUGGGGACUCAACCUUGAAGAAGCAGUCAAUACGGUGAGGAGUUGUCCGGAAAUGACGAACGAGCGUCACGAGCUUCUACUCGAAGAUCUGCGACAUUUGCACCAAGUGAUUGGACGCAUUCAUCUGUUACGGCUGGAUCACACUGAAUUCGCCUGUUUAAAGGCCCUGAUUCUUUUUAAACCUGAAACUGUAGGACUACGCGACAGUUUGACGAUCGAGAUUUUGCAAGAUCAAACGCAAGUCAUGCUGCACGAGUAUUGCUCGUCGUCGAGCGUUCAGCAUUCGCACGACGUGUCCAACAUGGUGCGAAAUCAUCGUCCCUCUGCCGUCGGUCGUUUUGGCAAAUUGCUGUUGCUCCUGCCAGCUGUCAAGGCCGUCCAAAGCGCCAACGUUGUCGAUCUCUUCUUUCGCAAAUUAAUUGGCGAAACACCCAUCUCUCGCCUAUUAGCAGACUGUACCCUGUAAUGCUUUAUGCGAGCUACAUGUGUGUGUUUUUGUUUUGUCCCAAUUGCAGUAGUAGGCUCAUUAAUCACUGUCGAAUCUAAAUAUA